AUGGCUACAAGCACUCAGACUACCACAGUCGAGCCUCAGACUCAGCCCCCUCAGGUUCAGCAAGCAGCCGCAGAGCUGCGAGCACCAGACGUACCUCCUAUUUCCACUGCAGCGCCCGAAGCAACGGACGGGAACUAUGGUCUGAAAUCGAACUGGCCAGUCGCUAUCGAUCUUGCUGGAGGAAGCUCACCUUGCCGGCUGGAGGGUGAAGUCGAGGACUUGGUCGUCCUUGGCGAGGUGCCGAAGGCCAUCGAUGGCAACUUCUAUCGUGUCAUGUGCGAUCCAUUCGUUCCCCCGCAUCCAGACAACGUUCCCAUCGAUGGAGACGGUAACAUCUCGGUCUUCCAGUUCCACAAUGGCCGGGUCGACAUGAAAACCAGAUAUAUCGAAACAGAGAGGUACAAACUCGAGCGAAAGGCCAACAAAGCGCUUUUCGGGUUGUAUAGGAACCCGCACUCCCAUCAUCCAUGCGUGAGAGCCGCUGUCGAUUCGACAGCCAAUACCAACCUUGUGUACUGGGCCGAGCAUUUGCUGGCACUGAAGGAAGUCGCCUUACCAUAUGGUGUGGACCCCAUUACUCUGGAAACGAGAUGUUACGACCCUUUCAAGCAGAUCAAAGCCAAGACUUUCACGGCACACCCAAAGUACGAUCCAUACAAGGACGAACUUGUAGUAUUCGGUUAUGAAGCCAAGGGCCUCGGAACCAGAGAUAUUGUGACUUAUUCCAUCGACCGGGCCGGCAAGAUUAAGAACGAAUUCUGGCUUCAGGAUCCACACGAGACGCCGGGAUUCAUCCACGACUGCGCCAUUACUCCCAACUGGCUCAUUCUGUUCGUUUGGCCGUUCGAGGCAAACGUUGCCCGGAUGCAGAAAGGCGGCCAUCAUUGGGCCUACGACUAUAGUAGAGGUCUCACGCUGAUCGCAGUCCCUCGCGAUGCCGCAACUCCCAAAGCUUCCGGCUGGCAGUCGAAGGAGGUGCGCUCAUACGACUGGAAGAACUGCAUGCCGAUUCACACAGCCGCAGCAUGGGAAGAGGAUGGCCUCAUCUUCAUUGAAAGCUGCCGUGUCCACGACAACGCCUUCCCGUUCUUCCCUCCUGACGAGGAGAACCCUCGCAUGCCAGCCGCAGACACUAAAGCCGACUACGUUCGUUGGAAGAUCGACCCCACGCAGCCCGAUCGCGCCGCUCUCGAGGAUCCUCAAAUCAUUCUCGACGUCCCAUCUGAGUUUCCGCGCAUUGAUGAGCGAUUCAUGAGCUCCAAGUACGAUAUCGUCUGGAUGAACGCCUUCAUUCCCAAGAAGUCGGAUGGCGGAAAGAACGUCUUCCAUGGGCUCAACGGCAUUGCAAUGCACAGCAACAAAACUGGCGAAACUCGCUGGUUCUAUGCAGGAGACGAUUCGCUUGUGCAAGAACCAAUCUUCGUUCCGCGAACAGACGACGCACCAGAGGGUGAUGGAUGGGUAAUCGCAUUGGUGGAGAGGCGAAAGGCUAAUCGCUGUGAUGUGGUGGUGUUGGACACUAAGACUUUCGAGACUCCCGUGGCGAUCGUGCAGUUGCCAUUGCAUGUCAAGGCUCAGAUUCAUGGUAAUUGGGUUCCUGCGAAGUCGCUGGGCGGGUAUAAGCCCAUCAUCAAGCCUGUAGAAGUUUGGGGCAUUUCUGGGCAGGGCGCGUUGGAGGCAUUCUAGUAGCAGAGCAAUAAGUAACAGCUCAGCUUCAAUCGCAGACAGCUGGUUUCUUUCGCUCCGUUCUUUCCAUUUCGACAGG
Cercospora beticola is the source of this 1765-nucleotide messenger RNA. Its product is annotated as carotenoid oxygenase family protein. NCBI's taxonomy places the organism in Eukaryota, Fungi, Ascomycota, Dothideomycetes, Mycosphaerellales, Mycosphaerellaceae. Gene Ontology annotation, biological process: carotene catabolic process. Gene Ontology annotation, molecular function: carotenoid dioxygenase activity. The record is from RefSeq and is a predicted model, not a curated record.